Messenger RNA from Plasmodium fragile, 1056 nucleotides. RefSeq lists its product as uncharacterized. The coding region runs from base 1 to 1056 and encodes 351 amino acids. Gene Ontology annotation, molecular function: 5-formyltetrahydrofolate cyclo-ligase activity. The transcript has a single exon. Lineage: Eukaryota; Apicomplexa; Aconoidasida; Haemosporida; Plasmodiidae. The record is from RefSeq and is a predicted model, not a curated record. Gene Ontology annotation, biological process: folic acid-containing compound biosynthetic process; tetrahydrofolate interconversion.
AUGGAUUUAAGGGACCACUACAAAAAUUACAAACAUAGCAGUAGCAACAAACAAGUGAAGGAAGUUGUUCGUAGAAAUGCCAAACGGGUGCGUGAUGUGGUCCUGACGAGUUGGCUACCCCAGCGGAUGGAUCCGCAUAUAAACAAUAAGGAUGCCAAAAUUCAUCUCAACAACCCUACAGGAGGAACAGAAGCCAUUUUAUACGUUGACUUCAUAUACACACAACUGAUCAGACAUACAUAUGUGUUGUUACAUUCGCUAAAUGUAAACAAAAGGAAGGGAAAACAAUUCAACUUUAGCAAAAUUUUUACAUACAAAUAUAAUUAUAAGCCGUGUGAACAGCACCAAGUUGGCAAAUAUUUGAAGCAUUACAACAUAAGCAAUGAUCUCGCAGGUUGUGCCAACUUUUUUAUAUAUUCCUGGGCGGGAGAAAAAAAAAAACAAAAAAGAGAAACAAAAAUAGAAACAGAAACGGAAAAACAGCAGCGUGAAAAUGAGGCCAACUUUAACAUGUGCAUAUAUUUACCAACAAAAAAAGAAGUGGACAUUUUAUUCAUCCUCCAAAAAUUGCAAAAAUAUUUUUAUUUUAAUUUAUAUGUUCCAGUAGUCACCGAGCAGAAUAGCAUGAUUUUUUUCCCAUUCGAUUUACACAAUAAUUUAUUAGUCAAACACAGGUUUGGAAUUUUCGUGCCCUAUUUAUAUUUGCACCAUUGCGCUGAAAGGGGGACAAACGGGGGCAGCAAUUUACACCUGAAUUUAAGUCCAGCCAAUUUGGUCAAGGAUACAUUAUACAAUUUUUCCUUCACGGAAAGGCAAAAUAUUUUCUUCAUUCCUCUCCUUGCAUAUAAUAAUUAUGGUGCGCGUGUUGGCAGUGGAAAGGGCUACUACGAUAGAGCAUUUAAUAAGCAGGGUGGGGAGGACGUGGAGGAAAAAAAAAACGUAAAAAUUUCUCUCUCCUUAGAGGCACUUCUGUACGAAAUUGACUUUUUGGAGCCCACGGAUAUCCUCCUGGAUUAUGUAGUAAAUGAGAGGGGCGUCUACCACUUCGUCUCCUGA